AUGGUGAUGAACUGUUGCAAUGAGCUUUUUAUUAAGGUGGCGGAGUUUCAAGGAAACACAAGUUUCUUAGUCAAGAUUGUUGAAGCAAGGGAGACACUUUUGCAGAAGUUGCUAAACAAGAAGAACGCAGUGAUGAAAGCCUCUGAGAACUCUGAGGCUGUUAAUACGUUUCCAGAUGGUGGUAUAAUUAAUAGCACACAAGAAGAUGAGUGCCCAUCUCAGCAAAAGGAUGUUUUAGCUGAGGUUGUCAAUGCGUUACAGGAGACAGAGAUUGAUGACCAUGGGAAAACUGAGCAGUGGUCAGAAGAGGAAGAUGUUGAACUUGCCCAUCGCUAG
Messenger RNA from Ilex paraguariensis (yerba mate), 336 nucleotides. Lineage: Eukaryota; Viridiplantae; Streptophyta; Magnoliopsida; Aquifoliales; Aquifoliaceae. The record is from the annotation of a GenBank genome assembly.